Stylophora pistillata is the source of this 3380-nucleotide messenger RNA. Its product is annotated as RNA demethylase ALKBH5. Gene Ontology annotation, cellular component: nucleus. The record is from RefSeq and is a predicted model, not a curated record. Gene Ontology annotation, biological process: mRNA processing; mRNA export from nucleus. Gene Ontology annotation, molecular function: oxidative RNA demethylase activity. Lineage: Eukaryota; Metazoa; Cnidaria; Anthozoa; Scleractinia; Pocilloporidae.
UCUAUGCAUGCAAACAAGAUGGCGGGUGCCGAACCAGAGAAAAAGUCCUAUGUAGACUUACGAGAAAAGCUUAACAAGAAUUCAUCUGCCAACAAAAAACACCUCUGGGAAAAUAGAAAGCGGAAACAUGACCAAAGUUUUGGUUUACAUCGCCAUCAUUCAACACAUGACAGAGAAAUUGAACUGCAGAAAGUUCAUCAGGGAAUUCGUCAGCGAAUUUUAUUCGACAAAGAGGAAUGCGACAAAAUUGAACAAAAAAUCGACGAAAUAGUUCAUUCUGCAGAUGAAGGGAAUUAUAAAAGCAGGACAGUUGAUAGAGCACCAUUACGUGUUAAAUAUUUCUUUGGAGAGGGCUACACGUAUGGAAAACAGCUCGCAGAACGAGGACCCGGCCGGGAAAGACUUUUUCCUCGGGGAGAAGUCGACGAAAUUCCGCAGUGGAUUUACGAUUUGGUUGUUUUGCGGCUGGAGAAGGCCGGAAUCGUACCUAAAGGCUUUGUGAACAGUGCUGUGAUUAAUGACUAUCAACCUGGAGGUUGUAUAGUUUCGCACAUCGAUCCACCACACAUUUUUGACCGUCCGAUUGUUUCGUGUUCCUUUUUCAGCGAAUCCUCGCUCAGUUUUGGCUGCAAAUUCAGUUUCAAACCUAUUCGCACAUCAACGCCAGUCUUGACACUUCCACUACCUCGAGGCUGCGUGACAACUUUAAGUGGUUAUGCAGCUGAUGACAUUACACAUUGUAUCAGACCUCAAGAUGUAAAAGCAAGAAGAGCUGUGAUAAUUGUAAGGAGAGUAUAUCCAGAUGCUCCAAGACUUGAACCAUUAAUGAAUGGCAGCAAGGAUCAAGACGGGGAAAGUAACCGAGAGAGUGAUGAUGAUGAAGAUGAAGAAAAUGAUGAAGAGCCCCCAUCGCCUAAGAAGAAACGCGUAGUGUUGAAAAGGAACUUCAGACGUCCCAGCCAAGAAUCAAAUAAUACUGCUGAUCAGCAAGGAGACUGAUAAUUUGAUGAGGUGAUGACAGUCAAGCAGAGAAUAUAGUGUUGAUACAAGACAUCAGAAAUAGCUUCAGUGAAGGUUCUGUUGUACAAACAUCAUUCUGGCUGGGCUAGAGCUCAGUCCUGCUCAUGAAUCCAAGACAGGCUUGUGUAGUUUAACCUUGUACAUGAUAUGACUUAGUCAUAAAUGAUAGUUACAAUCUACAAGUUAGAUGAUGUUUUGCUUUUUCCUUUUGUUAGUCAUGUUACACUCAAUUUUUCUUAUAAUGUUACGUAGACUUUGAUUUUAAUGUCUAGUUUUUAGUCAAGGUCUUUUCAAUUGCUGUCAAGCCGUCAAACUUUCUGAUCUGUCAGCAGCGUGCAAAUGUUCAAUUUUGAAACUUGUCAUUAGCUUAUUAUAUUAAUGACUUUUCAUUUUAAAAAAAAAUUGGCUUUGAAAGUGACCAAAAUGGUUUCAAUUUCUUAGUUCGAUCUGUGGUUUGAAAGAAAUAACAUUUGAUAAUUUGAGAUGCUAAUCCAAUCCAUUAUUUAAGCUCUGCAAUUUGAUAUUUUAUGGACAGAUACUGUUCACUUUUACUCCCCUGGUGAUGCUGAAUAAUGAGGGCAGAAUUAGGGAUUUCAGUUGAGAAUUCAUGAGGUUCAAAAUUUCAUAGAUAUGCAUUAACUGCUGUCACCACUUUAUGAUUACUAAUUUUUUUCUUUUUGGUGAAAAAAGCAUUGAUGAUAUAAGCACUUAUUGUUCAGAUCCUGUCAAGAAAAGAUUUUAUCAGAAAAUGAUUUUUAAACCACAGACUGGAACUGGAGACAAUCAUGUAAAAAAAAAAACCACAAACUAGUGGUUCUUCAAUCACUAUGUAGAUUAGUGGUUGAAGGAAAAAACACUGAGAUAGAAGUUAAAGUACAUGUACAUUGCCAUUUCAGCCUUCCUUUUCAAGUUGUUUAGACACUAUAUAUUAUAUAAGAAGAUUUACCCAAAGGUACAUGAAGGUAGCAUGCGGCACUUCCAGAGAACGAGGUUUACAUGGCAAUUCCCUGUUGAGACAUCUGAAGGAAGGUGCAAUUGAGAAUGUUGUGUUCUUUGUAACUGAUUCUUUCAAUUCCUAUUUUCUAAGUUUUAAGCUGCAAAUUGUAACACAGCAUUUACAAGAACUUCGAUUUCUGAUAUUUUGCUACUUUUAAAUUGAGCAAUGUUUGUGUUACUGUAAAAUUGGUUUUAAAACUCAUCUGAAGUACAGACAGGAAUGGAAACUGUGGUAUCAUUGAGUGUUUGUACAUGACAAUGUACACCAUAAGUUUUUUUCUAGAAUCACAGACUAGAUUUUGAACUAUUCUUCUUUUUUGCUGUGAAAUCAAUUUUCUCAAAUAUUGUGCACUUGAGCAUUCUGUGAUAAAAUUGGACAGAAGCAGUGAAAAAAAUGAUAAAAAGAUGAAGUUUAGUUUGAGCAGAAGCUGUGUAAUGUAGGUCAAAAAAUGCAGUCAGUAUUUUACUCUGGGACAACUUUUGAUGCACAUGCAUCAGAAUGCCGUUUUCAGUGAAAAUGGAAACCAAAUCAUACAGGGUUGUGCUUGCUUUCUGAAGUAGAGUAACAUAGGAACAAUUUAAAUCACGACAGUUUCUUUUGACAAGUUCAAGCUUUGUUUUGCCAAACCAGAACUGUUCACUUGCAAAUUUAUUUUUAUGAGUUUUUAUUUAAAUCAAAACCUUUCAGCUGUACAGGCUUUCCUUAAUAGAUAGGACAUGUUUGUCCUGGGGCAGUAGGUUCUGGGGAAAUUUUGUUUUUGGCCAGGUGAUGAUUUCAAAUUUUGUGCUAGUCAGUGGAAACUUUACUGUACUGUGUUUCUGUGGCAAUUCAAAUGAAAUCAAUUUGUUACUAAAAAACAUACUUUUACAAGGUGUUUGAAACCGAGCUCAUUUUGUGUUAACCAAGGUAAAAGCCUCCGAAGGAAGAGAAACACAGUGGCCCGACGGACCUCACUUUCGUGCAAACUUGUUACCAGGCUUCCUAAGCAAAUUUUCAUUAUGCAUCGUGUGUAUGAUAUGUCAGUGAGCAAAAGAGAUGUGACCAUUCAAGGGAACACUAUUGACCCCUUACCAUCUACUGAGUGAUCAGACAGAAUUUCUCCUUAUAAUAACAGGUCCUUAUGACACAGACAAGUAAUUUUUUUAUUAUGGGAAAUAGGAGGGAAAAUUUAAUUGUAAAUACUUGAAGUGUUUGUGUUUUACUAGGACCAACUUGUUUGAGAACAAAAAGAGAGUUUGUCCACCCAUCAGUAAGAGUAAUUAGUGUUGCAAAGAAAAGUUAUUUACGUGUCUAUAUUCUACGCUGUAAAUAUUCUUGAUGUAUACUUGCAAUACACGAAUAGAAUAGUUAAAGGAAAUGUUUA